GAGUUGUGGGAGGAGGGCAGUGCUCUAGUUGGGGGAUAGGGAAUGCCCGUUAGUUGCGUCUGCCGAUAAUAGCACAUCAGCUGGAGCGCUGCUAUUGGGAGAGCAGAGCGCAGGCAGUGCGGAGGACUGAGCCGCUGAGCACAGAAUGGUACACUAGAGAAGACAGGCACACUCAGACAGACAGCGGUAGAGUAAAAGGAAGAGCAGAGCACGCUGAGAAGAGGAGGAAGGAGAAAAGAGCAGAGCAGUGGAACGAGGACAGGAGAAAAGUUCCCAGGUUCAGCAAGAGAACGUGGAAGUGGAGCAGCUGAGACGCACGGGGGUCCCUUUCACUGGAACAGCCCGGCUGCAAUAAGCAGCACAGGAGGAGAGUGAUAUUACAAGAAGGGAGUCGUGUAACUUGUUCCCGGAAAGACAGUCCUGUAAUAACGUGAAGGUAAUGCUCCUCACAGCAAUCUUCUGCACAGCUUCUAUCACAGCAAGACAACAGCAGGAAGCAUUUAAGCCUGGUAGAGGUGCUGGAAUUCUGCAGCUCUAUUCACUUCUAUACUGAAGACUUACUUGCCCAACUGUGUGCUUUGAGGUGGAUGUAGUUGUGUCUCUGUGAGGCUGUCAUAUUUUUUUGCUUCAGGGUGUGAAGCAGUGGAGAUUUGGAGGGCGAGUUGUUCUGUCCUGUCAUCUCUGAGACUAUGGUAGACUGUGCGUCAGGGAGCCCUUCAUCAGGAGCUGCAGCCCUAGAGCAUGGAGAAGUCCAGCAGUGAGGAGUCAGCCAUUCACCGAAGCCCCUCCAUAGAUAGCCGUGACUCCGAUUUUGCUCAAGCUUCCACGUCUGGCCGCCCGUUUGGCGGCCGCGGCUUCACUGCCGGCGCAUUCUACGGCUCCACGGGGCCGCGCAAAAGCGCACAGCAGGGGCAGGCUGGAGCAGCAGUUGAUGCCAGCGCAGGAGACAAGACCAACAACAAGUACAGCUCUCCCAAAGGCAGCAAAUACGUAGUCUUUUACCUGGAUCUAUCAUUUGUGUUCCUUUUAGAAUUCAAGAAGUGCAACAUGGCAAGAGGCUGCCUCUGCUGUUUGAAGUAUAUGAUGUUCAUCUUCAACCUCAUCUUCUGGUUAUGCGGCUGUGGGCUGCUCGGCGUGGGCAUCUGGCUCUCUGUGUCGCAGGGCAGCUUCGCCACCUUCUCGCCCUCAUUCCCCUCGCUGUCGGCUGCCAACAUGGUCAUCGCCAUCGGCGCUAUCGUCAUGGUAACGGGCUUUCUCGGUUGCCUGGGUGCCAUCAAGGAGAACAAGUGCCUGCUUUUGAGCUUCUUCAUUGUCCUGCUGAUAAUUCUCCUGGCAGAGCUGAUAUUGCUCAUUCUGUUCUUCGUGUACUCAGAUAAGGUGAGUGAGAACGCCAAGCAGGAUCUGAAGGAUGGGCUGGCUCUCUACAACUCAGAUAACAACAUAGGCCUGCGAAAUGCCUGGAACAUCAUCCAGGCAGAGUGGAAGUGCUGCGGUGUGAUAGCAUACACCGACUGGCACGAGGCCCUGAAGGAGAAGGUAGUCCCUGACCGCUGCUGCCAAGAGCAUUACCAGAACUGUGGGCAAAACUCCACAAACAUGUUCUGGAACAGGGGCUGCUUCGAGAAAGUGGAAGAAUGGCUGGAUGACAACAAGCACCUGCUGGGAACCAUAGGCAUGGUCAUCUUGGUCGUACAGGUUUUCUCCUUGUUAAUUGUUGCCAUCGGGGUGUAUGCUAAAGUCCAGAAAGCUACAGACACGGUGCGGGACACGUUCCUGAUCGACCCGGCUGUCGUCCUAAUUGUGGUGGGGGUGGUCAUGUUCUUCAUCACUUUCUGUGGUUGCAUUGGAGCCCUCCGAGAGAACAUUCGCCUCCUCAAGACAUUCUCCUUCAGCCUGACAUUGGUCUUCCUCACCCAGCUGUCCAUAGCAAUUCUGGGCUUCUUCUAUUCUGAUCAGACUCGGGAUGCUUUGGGAAAGUUUGUGGAGAAAGCCAUCGUGCACUACAGGGAUGACCUGGAUCUGCAGAAUCUGAUGGAUUACAUCCAGAAAGAGUUCAAGUGUUGUGGGUGGAACAACUACACAGACUGGUCUUGGAACCUGUACUUUAAUUGUACACAUGAGAACCCCAGCUCCGAGCGCUGCGCUGUGCCUUACUCCUGCUGCACUCCUGUUCCUGGAGAGACAGUGAUCAACACUAUGUGCGGUUUUGGGGUUCAAACCCAGAACUACCUGGAGGCAAACAAGUCCAUCUACCCGGUGGGCUGUGCGGACAAAGCAGUGAUGUGGAUCGAGUCUCAUCUGCUGCUAGUGGGGGCUCUCGCCCUGGGUCUGGCCUUGCCUCAGAUUGCAGGCGUCGUGCUGUCCCAGAUCCUGAUCGCUCAGAUUCAAGAUGAGAUCACCUCAGAGUUGUGAGAGCGGGCCGACGCAGGGGAAGAGGAGGGAAGAAGAAAACACAAUCCGCUCAGCUCAUCCGACAUGUGCAAGGACAUUCUUUUUUUUUACGGCUACUGUAUCACUGCAACAUUUAGGUACAUUACACAUUCUUAACAUGCUGUUGCCGACGGGCAUACAAGUGUGGUGCACAAGGAGUCAUCAGAUGCAAAGUGUAUAUUUAUU
Cottoperca gobio is the source of this 2616-nucleotide messenger RNA. RefSeq names its product tetraspanin 9a (gene tspan9a). Bases 742 to 2412 code for a protein of 556 amino acids. The transcript is spliced from 13 exons. Gene Ontology annotation, cellular component: plasma membrane. Lineage: Eukaryota; Metazoa; Chordata; Actinopteri; Perciformes; Bovichtidae. The record is from RefSeq and is a predicted model, not a curated record.